Molecule: messenger RNA, 2652 nt
Organism: Dictyostelium discoideum AX4
Lineage: Eukaryota; Evosea; Eumycetozoa; Dictyosteliales; Dictyosteliaceae
Exons: 3
Coding region: 1-2652 (883 amino acids)
Source: RefSeq, a predicted model, not a curated record
AUGAAUAAAUUUAAUAAAAUUUUUAGAAAGUCAAUGGCUAUACCACAAAAUGGGUCAAAUGAUUAUAAUUCGACAUCACCGUCAACAUCAUCAUCCCCACCUACAACUUCAUAUAUGUCACAUCAAAAUUUAAGUCAUAGUAGCGGUAGUAUAAAUAAUAGUAGUCUUAGUACUGGUAAUCUUAGUAGUAUUGGUAGUGGUAGUGGUAAUGUUGAGAAUCGCCAAGUUUUUGGGGGAAGUAGUAUAAAUUUAACAGGUGGUAUUCAACCAAUUGGUGGUGGUGGUGGUAGUAGUACAGCAUCAUCAGCAUCAUCAGCAUCAGCAAUUAAUUUAACAACACCAAAGAAUCUUUCAACUAGUGGUAGUAUGAUAAAUUUAAGUGGUACAAAUCCAGGUGGACAGAGUCAAAGUAAUUUAUAUUCUCAAUAUUCGCCAUUAUCAUGUAUAGAUUUCGAUCAAAUUUUCUCACAAUAUAUAAAUGAUAAUAAUGAUCAAAUUAAAAGUUAUUAUCUAGUUCAUUCAAUUUUAUCAAAAAAAGUAUUAGAUUCAACAACAAAUAGAGAUGAACGUAGUGGUAGUAAUAGCAACAUUAUUAAUAAUAAUAAUAAUAGUAAUGAAGAUACAUCAGCAAAAUCAUCAUGGCAACCUUUUUAUAAAAAGAAUUCAAAUAUUUCAUUUUUAAUAUUAUGUAGUAAAUCAAUAAUUAUUUUAGAUGCAAAUACAACACCAUUCACAAUUACAAAAAGGAUACCAAUUGGUGAUAUAAAAGAAAUCAUUUUUGAAACAUCUGAUCUUGGUGUAUUUUCAAUUGAAUUAAUACAACCAAAUUCACAACCAAACUCACAAUUAAAUAAUAAUAAUAAUAUUAAUAAUAAUAAUAAUAAUAAUAAUAAUAAUAUACCACCACAAAUUGUAAACUCACCAAAUAUUUUAUUUUUUACAGUUGGAUGUGAGAAAAAGGAAAUUCAAGAACAAUUAAAUCAAUCUUUUGAUGAAGUUUUAAAAGAUUAUUAUAAAAAUAAAGAUAUAUUUGUAUUAAAGAAAUGUAAUAUGUUAGGUACAGUUGAUCAAAGUCAUAAAAAAGAAUUUAAAGAUUUUGUUAAUCAAACUUUGGAUGAAAUGUCAAUGUUUGGAUUUACAGCACAAGAUUUAUGGGAAGGCAAUGCAGAUUUAAAAUUUUGGGUUGAUAAAAUUAAACAUAAAAUUGUAUUAAAUAAUGAUGAAAGAUUUGUUGUAGAAUUUGUAUUACCUGAAAUUUUAAAUGAAAAUAAUAGUGUUUAUAAACGUAUUUAUCGUGUACCAAAUGAUAUAUCAAUUAAAGAUAUUACAAAUUUUUUAUGUAUUAAAACUCAAACCAUUCAAGAUUCAUCGAUUUAUACAUUAUCAACUAUUAAAGGUAAAGAAUUGGAUGGUGAUGAUUGUUUAGCAGAUUAUGGAUUAGGUUCAUUUUUUGAUAAUUGGCAAUUGGUGCUAGUUGAACGUGGUAAAACUAGAAGAGCUGGUAUUUUCAAUUUGGAGGUCCAUUUUCCAGAUAAUCCAGAAUAUAGAGGUAGAUAUCAUCGUGUAUUGGAAUUGGAUGGUUAUAUGACUGCUUCAAAACUUGUUAAAUAUAUUGGUGAACAAAUGGAUAUCGCUAAAUCUCAUCUAUAUUGUAUAAGAUUAGAUUUAAUUUUAAAUUCAAAUCCAAAUUCUUCACCACUACUUUCAUCAUCACCCUCAUCAUCCUCAUCCUCAUCAUCAUCCAAUCAUCAUAUAAUUUCAAGUUCAAAUACCACACCAACUUCAAUCAUUUUAGAGGAUGAUGAUUAUUUAACAACUCAUGGUUUAGGUUCGAAAUUCUUAAAAUGUAAAUUAAAACUUUUACCUAAAAAGUUCCCAAAACCAUCAAAAGAUAAAAAAAUAAAUUAUGAAAUUACAUCAUUAAUUGUAAAUGAUAUUAUUGAAAAUGCAUGGAAAGUAUAUAAUGAAAGAAAAGAAGAGAAAGCAUCAAUAUUAUGUAAUGAAAUUUUAGAUUCAAUUAUUGAUAUUGCAGUUACUGAAUGUAAGAGAGCAUCAACAUUGUCAUUGAGGAUGGCUUCUGUGGGUUCGGUUGGUCGAUCGUAUUUAUAUAAAUUAUUAGCACAAAAAGAACAAGAGGAAUUGAAUUUCUAUAAGAUUGAUGGCCAGAAAAUCGUUGCAAAUGAAGCUAAAGAUUUAUUUAAUAGUUUAUCACCAAUUAAUAUUCCAAAUGGAAAUGGUAUUCAAUUAGAUGAUGAAAAUAAUAAAACUUCAUUAUUACAUAGAGUUGCUCCACCACCUCCACCACCACUUUUAGGUUUUAAAGAUUUUAAACCAAAGAAGAAAUCAAAUAUUGAUGAUAAUUCAUCAUCAUCAUCCUCCUCUUCAUCAAGCCAUAUUAAAUCAACACCAAUGGGUUCAAUGUUAGAUAUGAGUCAAAUUUUAAAUCAAAGAAGUAAAUUAAGAGUAAUGAAAAAGGAUGAAUCCACAACUACAACAACUCCAACCAAUGAUAAAGUUAACUUUACUUUGAGAAAUACAAAAUCAUUUGUUAAACCAAAUCAAGUUACAAAUGAAACUAAUGAAUUAAUGUUAAAACUUCAAAAGAGAAAUGCUGCUGUAGCUGUAGAUGCUGAAGAUUUAGGUGAUUCUUAA